UCCCCGGAUCGUCUGCAACGCCGCCGCCCAACAUGGCGUCCGCACCGUGGAGGCGUCCGAUGUUCCGCUGCCUCUCGCUGCUCCUCCUCUGCUUCCACUGUUCUCAAGGGUUCAGCCGUGCGGCCCUGCCUUUCGGGCUGGUCAGGAGGGAGCUCUCGUGUGAAGGAUACGCUAUUGAUCUCCGCUGCCCGGGGAGUGAUGUCAUUAUGAUCGAGACGGCCAACUACGGACGGACCGACGACAAGAUCUGUGACGCCGACCCGUUCCAGAUGGAGAACGUCAACUGCUAUCUCCCCGACGCCUACAAGAUCAUAUCGCAAAGGUGCAACAACCGUACGCAGUGUGUGGUUGUCACUGGCUCUGAUGUCUUUCCUGAUCCAUGCCCUGGCACCUACAAGUACUUAGAGGUCCAGUAUGAGUGUGUUCCCUAUAAAGUGGAGCAAAAAGUCUUCAUUUGUCCCGGGACUCUGAAGGGCGUAGGCGACGCCACCUUCCUGUUCGAGGCCGAGCAGCAAGCGGGGUCGUGGUGCAGAGACCCGCUGCAGGCCGGGGACAAGGUCUUCUUCAUGCCCUGGACGCCGUACCGCACCGACACCCUCAUCGAGUACGCCUCGCUGGAGGACUUCAAAAACGUCCGGCAGACGACCACCUACAAACUGCCGCACCGCGUCGACGGCACGGGCUUCGUGGCCUACGACGGCGCCAUCUUCUUCAACAAGGAGCGCACCCGCAACAUCGUCAAGUUCGACCUGCGCACGCGCAUCAAGAGCGGCGAGGCCAUCGUCAACAACGCCAACUACCACGACACGUCGCCGUACCGCUGGGGCGGCAAGACCGACAUCGACCUGGCGGUGGACGAGAGGGGCCUGUGGGUGAUCUACGCCACGGAGCAGAACAACGGGCGCAUCGUGGUGAGCCAGCUCAACCCGUACACGCUGCGCUUCGAGGCCACGUGGGAGACGGCGUACGACAAGCGCUCGGCCUCCAACGCCUUCAUGGUGUGCGGCGUGCUCCACGUGGUGCGCUCCACCUACGAGGAGAGCGAGAGCGAGGCCACCCGGAGCCAGAUUGAUUACAUCUACAACACCAAGCUGAGCCAGGGCGAGUACACCGACUUCCUCUUCCCCAACCAGUACCAGUACAUCACCGCUGUGGAUUACAACCCCCGAGACAACCAGCUGUACGUGUGGAAUAACUUUUACAUCCUGCGCUACGACCUGGACUUCGGGCCGCCGGAUCCCGCUGAAGUGCCAACUGGCGAGGGCUUCUCGGCCUCGCCGUCGGCGCCCAGGACCACGGUCGUCGCCACCACGGCGGCGUCCACCGCGAAGGGGCAGGUGGAGACCACCGCGGCGGGCGCAGAUCCACGCGAUGGGAGGGACCCGUUUGAGGAGAACCGGGGCCCGGGUACGGUGGAGCCCACCGCCCCCGAGCUGCCGCCGACACCCAGGCGCUUCUGCGAGGAGACCAGGAGGAGAGCCAUCGACUGGCCCCAGACCCACACUGGGAACAGUGUGGAGAGGCCCUGCCCCAAAGGGACCAGAGGCAUCGCCUCCUUCCUCUGCACCGUGGCCGGGAGCUGGCUCGCCAAAGGCCCGGACCUCAGCAACUGCACCUCCCACUGGGUGACUCAAGUGGCGCAAAAGAUCCGAAGUGGCGAAAAUGCUGCUAAUUUAGCCAACGAGCUGGCGCGCCACACACAGGGCCCGGUGUUCGCCGGUGACGUGAGCUCCUCGGUGCGCCUGAUGGAGCAGCUCGUGGAUAUCCUGGACGCUCAGCUGCAGGAGCUCAGGCCCAGCGAGAAGGACUCAGCCGGACGCAGCUUCAACAAGCUUCAAAAACGAGAGAAGACAUGCAGGGCGUACAUGAAGGCAAUUGUGGACACCGUUGACAACCUCCUGAGACCGGAAGCUCUGAAAUCCUGGAAAGACAUGAAUUCCACGGAGCAAACGCACGCCGCCACCAUGCUGCUGGACACCCUGGAGGAAGGGGCGUUCGUCCUCGCGGAAAACCUGAUCGAGCCGGCGAUCGUGAAAGUGCCCGCGGAGAACAUCAUGUUGGAUGUGUACGUGUUGAGCACCGACGGGCAGGUGCAAGACUUCAGGUUCCCUCAGACAAGCAAGGGCGGAGCGUCUCUUCAGCUCUCCUCCAACACGGUCAAAGUCAACAGCAAAAACGGUGUUGCCAAGCUGGUGUUCGUGCUCUACAAACACCUGGGUCAGUUCCUCAGCACCGAGAACGCCACUCUGAGGGGCAUGGGGGACCCGAACAGACGCAACCUCUCCCUCACCGUCAACUCCCACAUCCUGUCGGCUUCCAUCACCAAGGAGUCCAGCCGGGUGUUCGUGGCCGACCCCGUCAUCUUCACGCUGGAGCACCUGGAUAAGGAGCACUACUACAAUCCGAACUGUUCCUUCUGGAAUUACUCGGAGCGGAGCAUGAUGGGAUACUGGUCCACUCAGGGCUGCAAACUGCUGGAGACCAACAAGAGCCACACCACGUGCUCCUGCAGUCACUUGACCAACUUCGCCAUCCUCAUGGCUCACCGGGGAAACGUGGGGGCGGGGAGCGUCCACGAGCUCCUCCUCACCGUCAUCACGCGGAUGGGCAUCGCCGUGUCCCUCGUCUGCCUCGCCAUCAGCCUCUUCACCUUCUGCUUCUUCAGAGGUCUGCAAAGCGACCGCAACACCAUCCACAAGAACCUCUGCCUCAACCUCUUCAUCGGCGAGCUCGUCUACCUCGUGGGCAUCAACUUGACGGAACCGAAGCUGGUGUGCUCCAUCAUCGCCGGCGUCCUCCACUUCUGCUUCCUGGCCGCGUUCGCCUGGAUGUGUCUGGAGGGCGUGCAGCUCUACCUCAUGCUGGUCGAGGUGUUCGAGAGCGAGUUCUCGCGCAGGAAGUACUACUACGUCUCCGGGUACCUCAUCCCGGCGGUGGUGGUGGGCAUCUCGGCCGCCAUCGACUACCGGAGCUACGGCACGCAGAGGGCAUGCUGGCUGAGGGUUGAUAACCAUUUCAUCUGGAGCUUCAUCGGACCCGUAACCUUCAUAAUUGUGGUCAACGUCAUCUUCCUGGUGGUGACGAUGUUCAAGAUGGUGAAGCACUCCACCUCCAUGAAACCCGACUCGUCCAGGCUGGGGGGCAUCAGGUCGUGGGUGUCGGGAGCGUUCGCCCUCCUGUGUCUGUUGGCGCUCACGUGGACCUUCGGCUUGUUCUUCCUCAAUGAAUCCUCCAUCGUGAUGGCGUACCUCUUCACCAUCUUCAACACUCUGCAGGGGAUGUUCAUCUUCAUCUUCCACUGCCUCCUCCAGAAGAAGGUCCGCAAGGAGUACAGCAAAUGUUUCCGCCAGUCCCGGUGCUGCGGCGCGCUGCCGUCGGAGGGACCGCACGGCGGCGCCAAGACGGCCACGUCCCGGUCCACGGCCCGCUACUCGUCUGCGACCCAGAGCCGCAUCAGGCGCAUGUGGAACGACACCGUGAGGAAGCAGUCGGAGUCGUCCUUCAUCUCGGGAGACAUAAACAGCACCUCCACGCUCAACCAGGGGAUGACUGGCAACUACCUCCUAACUAACCCCCUCCUCCGAACCCACGACACUAACCCUUAUAACAACCUCCUGGCAGAAACCGUGGUGUGCAACACCCCCUCUCCACCCGCCUUUCACUCCCCAGGACAGCACUCUCUGAGCAACAGCAGGGACAUCAGUGCCAUGGACACCCUCCCCCUCAAUGGCAAUUUCAACAACAGCUACUCCCUGCGAGACGACAACUAUGAGAGCGUGGGCGUCCGAGCCCCGGGCGACCUGGGGGGCCUCCACCUGGACGACGUCGCCUUCGAGAAGAUGAUCAUAUCCGAGAUCGUCCACAACAACCUGCGGCCCCGCGGGGCCCCCAAAGGCCGCGACCACCCGAGGGAGCCGGACCGGGCCGCGCCUCCGCAGACCAGAGUGACCGUGGACCGGGUCGGGGGCGGCAGCGGCAGCGAGGACGACGCCAUCGUGGCGGAUCACGCCGAUGCCGCGUCCCCCCAGAGAGGGAGCGGAAGAGGAGGCCACGCCACCCUGGAGCUGCUCCUGCACCCCCACCACAAGGAGGUGCUGGAGGCCCCCCUCCUGCCCCAGAGGACUCACUCCCUGCUCUACAGCGCCCAGAAGGCCCCCAGGCGCCUGGAGGGGCAGGGCGGCCACGGCUCUGAGACUGUUACUGCAGCGGAGGACACGGGCUCCCAGUCGCCCAACAACAACAGAGACUCCCUUUACACGAGCAUGCCGAACUUGAGGGACUCGCCCUCGCCCUCGGCUUCGCCGUACACCCCGGAGGAGGAGGAGGAGCAGGAAGAGGAGGAGCUCUCCUCCUCGCCUCGAAGCGAGAGCGAGGACGCGUAUCACAAAAGCAUGCCGGAGCUCGGCGACGCGCCGCAGCCCCUGUCCUACUACCACAUAAACCGAGGCACCAGCGACGGCUGCAUCAUCCCGCCCAACGACGAAGACUGCGCGCAGGAAGGGGAGGCGCCGAGCGACGGACAAAUGCAGCUCAUUACCAGCCUCUGA
Molecule: messenger RNA, 4547 nt
Organism: Cyclopterus lumpus (lumpfish)
Lineage: Eukaryota; Metazoa; Chordata; Actinopteri; Perciformes; Cyclopteridae
Product: adhesion G protein-coupled receptor L2-like
Exons: 22
Coding region: 33-4547 (1504 amino acids)
Biological process (GO): adenylate cyclase-activating G protein-coupled receptor signaling pathway; brain development; cell surface receptor signaling pathway
Cellular component (GO): membrane; neuron projection
Molecular function (GO): G protein-coupled receptor activity; carbohydrate binding
Source: RefSeq, a predicted model, not a curated record